AUGGCAGGUGUUGUCGCGGUCGCUGGAACGGCAGGACGGGAUGCAAAUGAUAGCGGCCACUCCGUUGCACUGGAAUGUCCAUCCUACGCGCUCGGCCAUUUCGGUGCGGGUGUAAAACAUCGAAUUGAUAAGCAUGAUGCCGGGAGUGAUACAACCUUCGCUGAAUCCCAAGAGAAAUCGGAUGGGAACUGCAUAGAGAAACCGUCAGAAGUGGAGUUCAGGAACAAUGCAAUGAUUGAACGCACUAAGUGCUUUGUAGCUCUUGCAAGCGGCGGUGGCACCAACAAGUACGGCCCAGAUAAACAUAUUGAAUGCGAGAUAUUUCGCAACAGGAAGCCUCUGGAAAGCGUAGGAGUGUGGGAUCUGAGACAAAAGAUACGAGACAUAGAAGAAUGUUCCAAGGUUGUUGAGUUGUUCAGGAGUGAGGUGAGCAUCUUGCAAGAAGCCGAGAAUUGA
Messenger RNA from Acaulospora colombiana, 456 nucleotides. NCBI's taxonomy places the organism in Eukaryota, Fungi, Glomeromycota, Glomeromycetes, Diversisporales, Acaulosporaceae. The record is from the annotation of a GenBank genome assembly.